Spodoptera litura is the source of this 2943-nucleotide messenger RNA. RefSeq lists its product as uncharacterized. NCBI's taxonomy places the organism in Eukaryota, Metazoa, Arthropoda, Insecta, Lepidoptera, Noctuidae. The record is from RefSeq and is a predicted model, not a curated record.
GAGUCUGUCACUCCCUUGUCAGACUCUUACUGACCAGUAAUUCGAUGAUUAUCCCCCCUUAAAAAAAAGGGUCUUUGCCAUAAUUGUAUUAAAUGGUAAAAUCAGCUCCUGUGCAGGUAGACGCCUUGCCGGGCCGUGAAUCGUGACUCAGUUUGGCUAAAUAUUCUAAGCUCAGUUCAAUUAGAAUACUUUCCAACCAACCUUUUUGAAUGAUUUACCUAAUUCAGUCAGGCCUAAACCUAAAAAAAUUAAUAUGUCAUAAAAAUCCUCAGUGACAUGUGACAUUGUACAUAUCGACUUAUUUUCUCGCUACUAUUUUUGUAUUGUGUACAUUUGAAGAUUUUAGUUAAUUAGUUCCUUUGUUAUUUUCGUUUGUAAGCUUUUUAAUAAAAGAAAUAAGCAAUGGCUUCUUCUACCCGCAAUCGAGAUAAGAAAGAACUGGACCCUGAGGAGAUUAUGAGACGCAAGUUUCGUGCCAAAUGUCGUUUUCGAGCUAUAGCGCGUAUGGUGUUGGCAAAUUGCUAUUGGAUGAUAGAAGCUGCUGAGCAGUACGAAGGAGUUGAAGACGUAAAGAGAAGAGUCGCGCAGGCUGUGCGUGGAAAGGCCAAGAAGAAGCAACUCUUGACUAUCAAUGACAAAGCGCUUCUGAACAAGCCUAACAGUGAAAGAACUGAUCAUGAAAAGAAAUAUAUUUAUCGCAUCAUUGGAGGACUCAAAUGUUUCAAAAGGUAUCCUAACCAUGUAAAAAAGAAGUUGGCGGCGGUUACGUACUUCAAGUACUAUAGUCCCAAUCGUGUGAUAGUUCGACAACAUCACGAAGCACACGCGUUGUACUUCAUAGUUACUGGUGACGUCAUCGUCAGCCAGUUGAUCUUUGAUGAGCUGCUGCAGCAACAUGUUCAAGUGGACAUUGGUAUCAUGCAUCCGGGAGACAUGUUUGGCGAAGUUUCCCUUCUACAUAAUAUUCCAAGGACUGCAACCUGCACAACUGGUGGUCACUGCGAAUUACUGGCAUUAAUGAAAGAAGACUUCAAGAAUGUACUCCAAGCUUCGGUUCAGAAGCAGUGGGAUGAAGUGCGACGCGCUAUGUCUGCUUUCACAUACUUUGAUGCGCUUGACGAGGUAGCUCGACGCGAAGGAUGUAUUGUGGCUAAAAUGAAAUCGUACAAUAUAAACGAAAUAAUACUGGGGGAUGGGUGCGGAAUUCCUAAUUUUGUAUAUUUUAUUUUAUCUGGAGAAUGUCAAAUGAUAGAGACUCUUCAAGUGUGUGCCACACAUCGAUGCGGACACACUUCUUACACGCUAUACGAUCCCUAUGUGCCAAAAGAAGAAAGCGAACAGGAUAUUGACGCGAAAUAUUUUAAUGCUUACAAAGAAAAAGCUGCUAAAGAAAUGCAACAGCUGUCUCAGGAUCUACCAGAAAUGUCACGGUCAGGGUCAAAACGUUUAGAAAGUAUUAUGAGAUUUUCUGACACUAAGAGAUCAGGUUCUAUACUUAAAAAAGAAAGUGUAAUACCGGAGGAGAUGUUGUCUAGCGAAGAUCAAGUGACUUCGUCAGAGGUGGCAGCACGAUCUGGAUCUGUAGAUGCUACGUCAGCAAUGCAGUCUACAUCUGAAAUGGAAGCCGAUUCGGGGUUACCUGGAGAACAGCGGUCCUCUCUAAAAUCUGAAGUGCUGUUGCCACCUUCGGAGAAUCGAGACUCAGUGAGGUUUAGCGUGCAACAUCCAGUGAGACCACCAAAUCUUCGGACUUACUUCAUGCAGGUGUGUCGAUAUCAUCCUGGAUCAACGUUUGGGUUUGGUGAAAAUAUGAGGGACCGCCGUAUUAUUGCAUUAACCCCCGUCGACUGUAUGUUAAUGCCGAAAAUGUGGCUCUUACAACGGAACACUGCUAAUAUCUGGUCACGUAUUGAACACUUUUUGGAUAAAAAGAUACCAUCAAAGCGGCAAUUGUUCCAAGAAUUUGUCUCUGCACGUCGCUGGCUGGAGUUUCGCGAUCAGCUCGUGGGUGACAUUGUGGCGCGCUCUAGAACCGUCAAUUGGACAUCCGUUCAUGAUGUACCCUACUCCAUUCGUAUGGAAGAGAUGCUUGAUAUUUGAAUUACGUAUUUUGUUAACCUCCAUACAAGUAUUAAUAAAGGAUAUGACAUAAGUUUCUUUUUUAUUCAUUUCCUAGACUGUCCAUAAAAACGAAACUAUCACAUUUUAGAGUUCAGAACACGUUUCUUAUUUCUAAUAAGAAACUUUGAGAUAAUUUGCUUAGGAACUAGAAAGAGAAGAAAGAGUUACAUUAUGUUUCCGACCUUUAAAUUUCCGAAGUAGUGACAAAUUUUGGCGUCGCGCCUUCUACCAUUUUACGAUCAUGCGAUAAAAACUAAGAAGGCUUUAUGUUUUUUAUUGUAGGUACUUAAGCGCCCAUUUGGAUCAUGGGGGCGGAGGCCCGUGGAUUUACAUAUGACGUAUCUAUGUCCUUAAAUGUAACUAGGUACCGAUAUUGCGGUUCGAUGACUGGGCUUCUUUUAGAUCUUGCCUUAUUAGUAAAAUGUUUUGUGUAGGUCAAUAUUCAACUUUAAGAUAAACGAGAAAGAGUGCUUUUGAUUUGAACAUUAGAUAACUAUUAUAUUGAAAGUGGUCUUCCGAAAUCCCUUAGUACGAUCUCGAAUGUUCUCGAUUUGUGGUGUAUCGAAAACUCAUUCAAGCAUUCAAGGCCUGUUUAUUUGUAUGUGACUAUGUGACAAAGUUAACAUGACUUUGUGUAUCGUUCGAUUUUGCGGAAGCUAUUUUUUACUGGUCUAGUUUCUGGCGUUUGUUAAAUACGUACCUGUAACGCUCAGAUAUAUCUGUAUUAUUAAGAAAACGGGUCGAUUUAAUUGUAACUUUGGGUUAAAUAUGGUUAACUUGCCAGUUGAAGAGUUUGGACAAUUCGACAGUUAGUUGUUAAAA